Messenger RNA from Symbiodinium sp. CCMP2456, 266 nucleotides. The record is from the annotation of a GenBank genome assembly. Lineage: Eukaryota; Dinophyceae; Suessiales; Symbiodiniaceae.
GCAUGGCUGCCCUGCAAGCCGACCGUGCAGAAGAACAUGUUCUGAGCGGGUCCUUGGUGAACCUCUACCACGCCGAAGCCCGUGCAGCGGAGCUCAACUCCGUGCUCCGCGUCCUCGUUCUGCUGCCCCUGCUGCGCGGGGGCAACCACGGCAUCCUGGCGGCUCGCAUCGCUUCCUAUGCUGUCCUGCUGCCGGCGCGGCCAACAUCUGCCCCAGUUUGGGAGCCGAUCCGCUGGCCCGGCCUGCGCUUUCUGCGCGCGCCACCA